AUGCUCCUCUCCACGGCGGCGCUGCUGUUGGCCGCGGCGGUCCAGCCAGCUGUAUCAGCCGGUCGCCCUGAUGGGACGCCCAUCUGCGACUACUACGCCAAGGAGAACUAUGGCGAGAAUAACAAGACGACUCAGCUGAAGCUCAUGACCAAGAUCGUCGCGCUGGCAUACGCCGGCGGGGACGAACUGCUAAAAGCUGGUGGCGAGAACAAAAACGACAGCGGCAUCUUCGGAAGUGGCUCAUACAAAGGCGAAGCCAUCUUUCUAGGAUGGCAUUUCGAUGGGAGCCACAAGACGUCGGCUUUCAACGGCAAUGCCGCGGCCAUGAACUGGACGGAUGGCGGUGGCAUGAAACCUUUGAGAGACUUCCUCGACAACAAAACCGCGACGGCUGAGAUCGCGAAAGGCACCAACCAGUACACCCUCUUUACGCACUGGUACGUCGCCUUUGGCCGCAUCUUUGGCUGUACCAAGGCCGAGGAGUUUCUCAACGAGGAGUACAAGACACUCAUGCCGGCCUACGUCCACCAGUUUAUGAACCUCACCCAGACCCAGAUUUCCUACUUUAUCCGCCAACUCUCCCUAUCCAGCAAGUACCACGGCUUCAGCGAGAGCGACGCCAGCACGCUCGACACCUUCAUGAACAACAAGUACAACAACAAGUGUGCACCCCCUCAGAACAACUCGCUCCCCUCCAUCUGCUUCCACGAGAGCUGCCCGCUGGCCUUCCCCUCGCCCGACUGCAAAGCGUACACGAACAUCCAGCAAUACAGCGUGAGCGACAACACCAAGCCCGGCUCCAGCGGAACCUCGGCCGCCUCGCCCUCGAGCGACCGUGGCACCGACGGCAGCUCCGACCUUGGCACCGGCGCGAUUGCGGGCAUAGCCGUCGGCGGUGUCGCCGGCAUCGGCAUCAUCAUCGGCCUCAUCUGGUUCUUCUUCAAGAGGAAGGCCGCCGCCACCGCCGACGCCGCCCGCCGGGCCGAGAGCCUCGCCGCGGCCCAGAGUACCCCCGGCGGCGGCGGGGGCUACCCCAACGCCCCCAUGUACUCGCCCGCCAUGACGCAGAGCCAGUUUGACGGCAGCGUCAGCCAGCAGUGGGACGGCGUCAGCCAGACGCCCUACGACCCGAAUCGUCAGAGCCAGUUCACGUACUUUUCUUCGGUGCACGACGGGAGCGGCAGCCCGCCGCCGCCGCAUCCGCACCACGGCGGCUGGGCCGAGCUGCCGCCGCAGGAGCUGCACGCCAACGAGGUGGCGGCGACGAUGAACAGUCCGCCGUUGUCUCCGACGAUGGAUGGCUCGCAGACGAAGAAGUUGGGGUACAAGCCGGACGUGCGCGAUGCGGUGGAAAUGGAGAGCCCGGUGCCGCGGCAGCAGGAUUGGGCAAAAGACGCGGCGGCAAACCCGGAGGAGAAUCCGGACCGGAGGCAAUGA
Messenger RNA from Cordyceps fumosorosea ARSEF 2679, 1437 nucleotides. RefSeq lists its product as hypothetical. Lineage: Eukaryota; Fungi; Ascomycota; Sordariomycetes; Hypocreales; Cordycipitaceae. The record is from RefSeq and is a predicted model, not a curated record. The transcript is spliced from 3 exons. The coding region runs from base 1 to 1437 and encodes 478 amino acids.